Notolabrus celidotus (New Zealand spotty) is the source of this 1325-nucleotide messenger RNA. RefSeq names its product transmembrane 4 L6 family member 4-like. The coding region runs from base 47 to 619 and encodes 190 amino acids. Gene Ontology annotation, cellular component: membrane. The transcript is spliced from 5 exons. The record is from RefSeq and is a predicted model, not a curated record. NCBI's taxonomy places the organism in Eukaryota, Metazoa, Chordata, Actinopteri, Labriformes, Labridae.
ACAAGAGGUUUCACCACAGUUAGUUAGUUAGUUUCUCUCAGACAACAUGUGUACUGGUAAAUGUUCUCUUUUCAUUGCUGUGAGUCUGUACCCGUUAGUGCUCAUAUCCAUCAUCUGUAACAUAGUGCUGUUCUUUCCGGGCUGGGACGCCAAGUAUGCCAAAGAUGGACACAUUACAGAAGAGGUGGAAUACAUGGGAGGAAUCCUUGGAGGGGGUAUAAUUGUGUUGAUCGCAGCACUUUGCAUCAACCUGACUGGAGAACAAGGAUGCUGUGGGAACCGCUUUGGGAUGUUCAUAUCCAUCAUCUUCGCUGCGGGAGGAGCAAUCGGCGCUCUGUACAGUUUCAUUGUGGCAUUAUUCGGUUUGGGUAGCGGGCCUCUCUGCAUACAUGAUGGAGCAUGGAUAACCCCUUUUAAAACCAGUAAUUGGGGCUAUCUGACUGACUCAAAGUCGUGGGGAGAAUGCAAAGAGCCUCCAAACGUGGUGCAGUUCAACAUUGGACUGUUCGCCACUCUGAUGGUCACCAGCUGCCUGCAGGUGUUACUCUGUGCCGCUCAGAUCAUCAACGGUCUCCUCGGCUGCAUGUGUGGAGCCUGCAACGAAAAAGAGGAAGCAUAAAGUCUUGGUCAGGAGGCAUCCAAUGAUUUGCUCUUAUUCUAUCCGAAUAAGAGUGACCUGCAUUAAACCUGCUUUACAGUGCUGCGGUGUAGAAGCGUAUGCUUGUGUUGGGAGAGUUCACACUGAUCAUAUCAUCUGUUUGAUAUAAUUUAGGUGAGAUAAUAAGCCGCUGAUACACUGCUUUUGCUUCAGCUAAUACUAACCUUUUUGACUUAUUGUACUUUUACACAAAAAACAAUUUAAAAAAAUGUUUGCAAGUCUCUUCAACUUCACCUGUAAUGUUGACUCGACAUCUAUUUUUCUCUAAACCUGCAUGUUUGCAUACAAAUUCACGUGCUGGUUCUUUGGAUCCUGGACAGAGCACAAGAAUUUCAUUCAUGCAGCACCAGAGAUCUCCCAGCACAACUGUAUUUUGUGUCUCAGUCGAGGCAGAUGGCUGUCUAACAUGAGUCUGGUUCUGCUCAAGGUUUCUGCCUGUUAAAAGGAAGUUUUCCCUUAAUGCUGUAACUUGCUAAAUGCUGCAAAGUACUCUACUCAUGGUGGAUUAAGAGGAGAUACAACUGAGUCUUACCCUGUCUUGAUGUUGGGUCUUUGUUCAUAAUGUAGCAUAGAAUAUGGUCUAUACCUGCUAUGUUUGUAAAAGUGUCUUGAGAUAAGGUUCUUUGUGAUUUGGCGCUUCAUAAAUAAAGAUUGAUUGAUUGAUUGA